Molecule: messenger RNA, 1869 nt
Organism: Pelagomonas calceolata
Lineage: Eukaryota; Pelagophyceae; Pelagomonadales; Pelagomonadaceae
Source: the annotation of a GenBank genome assembly
AUGGCUACGGUACGCGUCGACGUCACGUUCACCGAGCAGCGCCUCCGCGUGCAGCUCAACCUGCAGCAGGUCCAGGGGUCGGUGCAGGUCGACCGCGUCGAGCCGCAGAGCGCGGCGCACGGCCGCGUCACGGCAGGCGCGACGCUGGUCGCGGUCAACGGCACGCCGAUACGACCGUUAAUGGGCAGGCAGGCCUGGGUCGCCUUCUGCGAGCGGGUCAGGGAGACGCCGCGGCCGAUGACGUUGACCUUCGAGCAGCCGGCGCCGGCCGGCACGGUCGCGGUGCCGCCGGCCGCCGCGCCCGCCGCCGCCGCGUCGACCACCGAGGAGGAGGAGGAAGAGCCGGCCCUCGUGUGCGUGCCGCGGAAGAAGCCGGCACCACCACCCGCGCCUGCGCCUGCGCCGGCGCCGGCACCAUCGCCCAAGGCGAAGGCGCCCGCGCCGGCGCCCGCCGCGCCCGUGGCGCCGCCCGCGCCGGCACCUGCGCCGCCCGCGCCGGCACCUGCGCCCGCGCCGCCGCCGCCCGCACCGCACCCUUUCGCCGCCGCGCCGGCGACGGCCGCGCCGCCCGGGAUCCAGCGCUUUAAAUUACCCGCCGAUGCCGUCCUGGUGUACAACCUCGAGGUCUGGAACGAAAAGGGGUCGGCCUGGGCGCAGCCGUGGGCCCGCGCGCCUGCCUCAGGCGAGUCCGUUGUGCUCGGCUGCGCGUGGGAGCCGCACGUCGAUGCGGCGCUGCCCUGGCAGGUGUACUGGAAGACGGGCGGCCACCGCCAGACGCAGCGCAUGGCGACGGCCGACGUCCGCGUCUGGUCCGCGCCCGCGCCCGCGCCGGCGCCGGCGCCGUCGGCGCCCGAAGCGCCCGCGGCGCCGCCGUCGAAGGCGAAGCGACGGCGCACCAUCGCCGCCGAGUCCGACGACGACGACGCCGCGCCGCCGGCGGCCGCCCCGGAGUACAAGGGCGUGACGGAGACUAGGCCGGGAUCGUUCCAAGCGAAAAUAUACGACAAGGGGCCGCACCACCUCGGCAUGUUCCCGACCGCGCUCGCGGCGGCGCGCGCCUACGACCGCGAGGCCCGGCUGCGGGACAAGGAGCCCAACCGGCGGGACGUCUGCGACUACUGCGAGCGGGCGACCGUCGACGCGGACGGCGACGCGCUCGCCGACGUGCUCGUGUGCGAAGAGUGCGAGGCCGAGGCGCAUUUGGGAUGUGCGAAUUUAGGAGAGGUGCCGGCGGACGACUGGCGCUGCGCGCAGUGCGUUGAGAAGGCGCGCUCGUCGCCGCGGGCCGCGCCGCCGGCCGCCGAGCGGGCGCCGUCGCCGCGGCCCGCGCCCGCGCCGGCGCCCGCCUCCGACAGCAGCAGCGACGACGACGACAUCAACGCGCUGCGCGCCAAGGCCGCGAAGCCGCCGGCAAAAAAGAAGCGGAGCGACCCCCUCGCCGAUCUACUAGCCGACGAGAAGCCGAAGAAGAAGAAGAAAUCUAGGCAGAGGAGCGACGAGUCGACGCCGUCGUUCGACGACGUGGGUGGGAUGGCGCUCGGGCGGUCGACCAACGGCUACGCUUCCUUAGGAGCCGUGCGCAGCGCCUUCGCGGCGGGGCGCUACGGCGCGCAGAACACGGAGUUCUUACAACGCUUCGACGCGUGGUUACAACGCGAGGCGCUGCCGGAGCGGGUCGCGGAGUUUUCGGCACAAGCGCACGCGGCGGCGGAGGCCUGGCGCCAGGGCCGCGACUACCUCCUGGCGCGCGACCUUUGUUCUGAUGCGGCGGCGGCGGAUCUGCGGCGCGUGGCGGCGCUGGGCGACGGCGCGGCGGGGGCGGAGUUCCUCCUCGCGUUCGCGCACUACAACGCGCUCGACGCUUCGUGA